CCGGUAAAGACCGCUAUUUGUCAGAAAACUGCAGCUGAAAUCCGUUACACGGUCACCGAUACCCGUCGUAGGUUAAAUAUUUUUUCCUCGGGGUUUGGCUCCACUCCGGACCCACAGACAGGACAUGUCCGGACAGAGGUAACCGUUCCCGCGCUGCUGCUGCCGCUGCUGCCGUCUCCUCCUCCGGCAGAAGGAUGGAGAGGCCGGGCAGGCUGCUACUGCUGUCCGAGCUCCGCGUCAGAAACACGGCGUACGAAGUGAGCCUGAGCCGGUCCCUGCUCACCUGGAAGAGACGGGUCUCCAGCCCGGUCUACCACCCUUUCAGACCAAGUGUGUGUCACAGUGUGUCUGUCACAGAAAUCAUCUGUGUGACUGAAGAAGAGGAGGAGAACAGUAGCAAACAAAGAGACGAUGGCAGCUGGAGGAAGAUUAAAGAGAGAGAAGGAAAGGACUGCAGGCAGGCUUUCACAGUGUUUUACGUGGAGAGAGGUCGAAACCACCGCUGGCGGUGUGUGGAGAUCACUUUCAGGUGUCCAGAUAGAGCCAUGUGUCAACACUGGGUCAGCGGCAUCAGAGACCAGCUCGCUGCCAUCAGCAGUCGGCCUAAACAGCUGCUGGUCUACAUAAACCCCUACGGAGGGAAGCGGCAGGGGAAACGGAUCUAUGAGCAGAAGGUGGCGCCGCUGUUUGCUCAAGCUGGCAUCUCCACACAUGUCAUCGUUACGGAGUAUGCCAAUCAUGCCAGAGAUCACCUGAGGACAGAGGCGGAGCUAAAGAGGUUUGAUGGUGUGGUGUGUGUUGGAGGUGAUGGGAUGUUUAGUGAGAUAAUCCACGGACUGAUCUGGAGGACACAGAUGGAUGGUGGUGUGGAUCCAAACAGUCCAGAAGAAACACUGCUGCCCUGUUCACUUCGCAUUGGAAUCAUUCCUGCAGGUUCAACCGACUGUAUCUGCUUUGCCACUGUGGGCACCAACGACCCUGUGACCUCUGCUCUGCACAUCAUUGUGGGAGACUCUCAGCCAAUGGACGUCUGCUCAGUUCAUCAUAACAAUGCUUUUCUGAGAUACUCCGUCUCGUUGUUGGGAUACGGUUUCUAUGGUGAUGUGCUGACUGACAGUGAGAGAAAGAGGUGGAUGGGACCGGCCAGAUAUGAUUUCUCAGGUCUGAAGAUGUUUCUGACUCACCAUUACUAUGAAGGAACAGUGUCCUACCUGCCAGCCAAAGGCAUCAUGGGAACGCCAAGGGAUGGUGGCAGGUGUCGUUCUGGCUGUGUAGUUUGUCAACACAAUGGGCAGAUACUUACAGAGAAGGCAGAUAGGUACGAGAUGGACAAAGCAUCUGAAAACGAGAGUGAAGACGAGUGGAGGACAAUCCGAGGGAAGUUUCUGGCUAUAAACGCUGCUAGUAUGAGCUGUGCUUGUCCCCGCAGCCCCAAAGGCCUCUCGCCGUCUGCUCACCUGGCUGACGGAACCACUGACCUCAUCCUGGUCCGGAAAUGUUCCCGCUUCAACUUCCUCCGACACCUCAUACGACACACCAGCAAAGACGACCAGUUUGACCUGGGCUUUGUGGAGGUCCACCGGGUGUGCCGUUUCCGCUUCAUGCCACGUCACUGCCAGAGCGACUCGGACCUGGAGCUGGACCUGCAGGAGAACAGUAAACGGCAAAUCUUCAGUCAGAUUUGCCGCGACCACCCGGCCUGCGGCUGCACUCCCAUCUACAGCAGCUGGAACUGCGACGGCGAGAUCUUAAACCACACGGCCAUUGACGUCAGAGUGCACUGCCAGUUGAUCAAACUGUUUGCACGAGGGAUUGAAGAGAUGGCCGUGUUUGAGGAGAUCACCAACCCAUGUGCAAUAUAGACCCCCCACCCCCCCAUACACACUGUUUCCUGUCUCACACUGGAGUCAUCUUUGGGUUUCUGUCAUCACUGCCGCCGCCAUCAUCUGACAAUCGUUCCAUUUUUCACCUAAAGUCAGGUGUUUCUCAGCAGAACACACAAUUACAGAGGGAGGAAACCUUAUUUUCCAGCUUCAAAAUGAUGCACAGUCUCCUCAAGUCAUCCACAACAGCUUUAAUAUUUUUCCUGGAAACUAGUUGCUGCUUUUAGAAAACAAUCAGAGAACCAGACCCAGAAACUAAUGACACUUCCUGAGUCUGGUCGUCGCUGGUGCUUUAGGCUGAAAAGUUUUCAGGUGUCUGGUACCUGAUUUAUGAUUAAAAAUCAGAUCCUUCUCUAGUUCAGCUGCUGCAAGAUCGAAAAGGUCAAUUAUCUGUGUUACUUUUCAUUGUGUUGCAUUUUAGAUGUGUGCAUUAUGGGCGUUUUGACACGUUUGACCAGAAUUUGCUGUACUUUGUCUUAGUUUCAACCACUGCUCACAAUCUGCUAAAAGAAAAUCUGUCCAUGAGACUCAGACUCAGCUUAAGUCCAUCAGUGAUUUUAAACCUAUGGUCAUUUUAGUUUCCCAUACUCUUUGCUAGACCUGACAUACUCAUCUUGACUCUCACAGUUUUUUGUCGUUUUAUCUCAGAUUUUUUUUUUGGAUUUGGUCUGUUUCUAGGUGUGUUUCCAUCCUUUUUGUAUUUUCAGUUUCCAUAUGAAAAAAAAAAAAAAACACAAAAAAAACAUGGGUCUUUGCACUAUUGAGACAUGGAAAUGAAAUGUAUCAGUGAAAGUUAAAUGUAAAUAAAUGUUAUAAAAAGACAUUAAAUAAAAAUAAUUAUAUAUGUUUGCAUAUGUGGAAUGUAACAUUCAAGAAUUAAUAUAAGAAAUAAACAUGAAAGACACAUUGAAUGGAAAACAUUAAGGAAAAUCCUUGAAGUCUUUGAGACAAUUGUUUAGGAUCCAAACUAUUGAUUCAGUUCUAGGACAAAACCUUCAGGUUUUUGUCAAAAUUCCUCUUAUGGCUCUCAGCUCAGGUUGAGAAUAAUUGUAUGAAACAUUUCAUCUGGCAAAGUUUAAACCUUUAUGACGACUGAGAAUUAACUCGCAAAUGCAUGAAAUUGCAUGUUUUUUUUGCUGAUUUUCUGAAAAGUCUGUUAAAAUUCAGAUGGAAACACACCUACCACAGUGUCUUAAUCUAAAUGUUAAAUGUCGCCUAUCGCCUAGAAUCAUUUUAUUUGUUAUAUUACUUUUCCUUAGUGUUGUCAGGACUUAAAUCACUUGGGUUUUGUUUUUAGGUCAGACUUGUCAAACUUGACUUGCAUGGUCUGGACUAAACACCCAGUGUAGAGAAGAAACGAAGGAUAGUUAUUUACUAUACGCGUAAAUUAGAUUUUGUUACAUAAUACUUCAUUUGCACUUUUCAAAUAGUUUUUUUAAUCAUCUAAAUGAUCUGUGUAUUUGGAAAAGUUCUGUUGCGUUAAGAUCCCAAACACCUGCCACCAGUCAUGUGAUCACCCUCAUAAACUGCCACAAAAAAGUAGAAAACAAAACUCCUGCAUGUAUUUUAAGGGAAAACGUUCACAAACAAGAGAUUUGUUUUCUUUUCCUCUGUUACAUGAGACUUUCAUUUGUUCGUCUUCACUCCUCCUCAGGAAAACCUGAGCUCAGCUGUAGCUUUAAAACCGUAUUUUUACAUAAUGCCAGCGCUUUGGGGGGAAAAGUGUCAGUCAAGCUGGUCAUGGCUGAAUGUUUCUUCAAUUUCUGCUCGAUAUGCAAAUGAACUCAAUCACAGCAAAGACAAUAAAAAGGAAGUCAUCUGAAGAAGUGUGGCUUUUACAACAACAGACUGCAGGCUCUGGAUAUAAUAAGUCAAAGUGUAGCUGCCUGCGACUGUAAUUUAUCUUCCGUGUUGUGAACUUGUCUGUCGGGUUAAUUUUGUUUCAUAAAACCUCAAAUAAAUCAUGUGAACCUUCCAUUAAUUAAAGAAAGCCUUGUAAGCUCUGCAUUCUGAAGUGAGCCUGCAGCUGAUGUUUGUGAAGCAGACAAUCCUUGGUGUUCUGGUUCUUCCCAAAGCUGCUGAUGCCACGUUGACAUUUAAUAUUGUGAUUGGUCUGACAGAUUGUAGACUAAACUGUUAUUCCAAAGCAUAAUCGGAAUGACUAAACUUUAAUAACUUGUAGUUGUAGAAUAUGAAUGAAGCUUUUAGCUACAUAUAUGCUUGUCCAGAGAACUAUGUAUCUUGAAUUUAAAUAACCUUUUCCAUGAUCUGUCUGCAUCAUUAGUGUGAAUCUGUAAAACUAAACCUAUAUCCAUCCACUUCAUACUAUCCACGGAAGGUUUAUUUUAUUAUAUUGAGGUUUUCUGAAGUGUGUUGGAGGAAGCUGCUUUGUAAAGUCCAAUGCUGAUGUUCAGCCGUUACUGUUUUUACUUCCGUUUCUUUGAGCUGUGCCUGAAUCUGAAGCCCACCCAUGAAUUAUAGUGUAGUUUGAUUUUAUACAGUAAAGUAAAUAUUCAGCGUGUAAUAUUUAGCAACUUUUAGCAGUGCAAUACCCUUCUUUCUUUUCAAAAUUAGAGGCACUGUUUGUUUUGUUCGUUUAUGAAGGGGAUGUUAAGUCUGGUCUGGCAUAAAACACCCUAAUGCUGGAUGAUACUCACCUUUAACUGU
Sphaeramia orbicularis (orbiculate cardinalfish) is the source of this 4550-nucleotide messenger RNA. RefSeq names its product ceramide kinase-like. The record is from RefSeq and is a predicted model, not a curated record. Gene Ontology annotation, molecular function: ceramide kinase activity. Gene Ontology annotation, biological process: phosphorylation; ceramide metabolic process. NCBI's taxonomy places the organism in Eukaryota, Metazoa, Chordata, Actinopteri, Kurtiformes, Apogonidae. Bases 195 to 1862 code for a protein of 555 amino acids. The transcript has 13 exons.